AUGGCCGGAAAACCACAGUACAGCGAUGCCGAGAUCCUCUGGUUCGUAAAACAGGUCUUUGAAUACAAGAUCAAAAAUGAGGAUCUGGUAUGCCAAGGCUUCAAGGAAAGAUUCGGGCGAGAACUCAAGUCACAUCAACACAAAUACCUCAAGGGCAGAUAUGGAAGAGAUCCUGCUUUCAACUGCCCUGCAAUUACUGGAAUUGCAUUUCUGGUCAAGCCAGCGAUCAGUGAGGAGGCUCAGCUACCGAUUGUUCCCCUUGUACAAAAUCUCACAGUCAUGGCCUGCCCUACGAUGGAACUGCAUGGCAACGUUGACCAGUGUUUGAACUCCAUCCAGCCUAUGGAGGGGGACGGCAAUGUUGGUCAAAUUCUGAACCCCAGCCAGCUCAUGGAGGGAUAUGGAAACGUUGGCCAAAGUCUGGGCUCUUGUCAGCCCAUGGAUGGGUAUGGCAACGUUGGCCAAAGUAUGAACUCCAGUCAGCCCGUGGAUGGGUAUGGCAACGUUGGCCAAACUUUGAACGCCAGUCAGCCCAUGGAGGCGUAUGGCAACGUUGGCCAAAGUAUAAACUCCAGUCAGCCCGUGGAUGGGUAUGGCAACGUUGGCCAAGGCUUCAACGGCGGCAGCAGCGGUAUGGCCAUGGCAAACCACUACACUACAGCUCGACACCCUACCACCAGCAACAACCCCCGACAGACCACAGAGAGUCCUGUACCCGUACCGCGGCGAGCCGACCUCUCCGGAAUGUAUACAGCAUCUCGGGUUCACAGAUCUGAGCGCAGACACCGAGCAGCACGUGCUGCUGCCUAUCAGCAGGCACAGGCGGCGGUACAUGCGGACGAGCAGGUCGAGAGGCAGCUGCAAAACAGGCAGCUGCAAAACAGGCAGCAAGUGCAUGGGACGCGACAAAAUAUCGAGCGGCUGCAGAUGCCGGGGAUUCCUCAACCACAGUACCCCGCCAACCAAACUCCAAUGCUUUGGCCGCAGGCCAACGUUUCCCCGUCCACACAACAGGAACACUUCAGCCACGGCAUGCACCAAGCGCAAGGAGUUACUCACCAGGAAACCUUUGCGAGCGAGCAGCUACAUUGGACAAUGAAUUCUCACUCAGCCCACCAGCCCCCCGCAGCUGUUUAUCCCCAGCAAGCGACGUAUAUGAGCAAUCACAGCCAAGAGCUCCUAACACAGCGGUGGAUCGAGACCCAAGCAAAUUACCAGCAGGGAAGACAAUCUGCGGCGCCAGCGGCGUACAUGGGCAAUCAUGGUCAAGAGCUUGGAACAGGGCCAUGGAACGGGACCCAAGGACCUCACUUGCAGGAAAUUCAAUACUCCGCGCCGGCCGCGCCGGAGGCUGUCUUCAGUGCCCCCGAGCAGGGUUCCUGGGAAUUCGCCCCCCAGCUGGGCGCACCCGACUUGGCCACAUUUAGAGCGACGGAAGAGAACCAGCAGGAACCAGUACAAGGUAUGCAGAACCCCCAUGAGCGCAAUGCAGAGCCGCAACCCUCCGCUGCGCUUUCACGUGGGCAAUUGCAGCAGAGCGAGCCGCUCUCACGUGGAGAUCCGCAGCAGAGCAUGCCGCUCUCAUAUGGAGAAUCGCAACAGGGCAUGCCGCUUUCACGUGGAGAGACACAGCAGAGCGAGGCGCUCUCCCAGGAAAGUCAGGCUGCCAAUGGAAAUCUGCAGGGACAGACUUCUGCCAGACAACCUAGUCCUUUCAGCUAUCAGGUUAUCAGCAUCCAGCACCUUCAGCAGCUACUUGCCGGGACCAGCAACGGUACUGAGAAUGCGAAGGAGCAAGACGGCGAAGUGGACGACUUCAACAUUGCGGAUUUUAUCAAUCUCGAGAAUGCUCCGUGA
This is a messenger RNA of Beauveria bassiana ARSEF 2860, 1857 nucleotides long. RefSeq lists its product as uncharacterized. Lineage: Eukaryota; Fungi; Ascomycota; Sordariomycetes; Hypocreales; Cordycipitaceae. The record is from RefSeq and is a predicted model, not a curated record. The coding region runs from base 1 to 1857 and encodes 618 amino acids. The transcript is spliced from 4 exons.